GGCUGCGGAUCUUGCGGUGUUGGUGGCGGUGACCCGCUGCCACCCCGCAGCCGCACACCCUCGAGCCAUGUCCUGGGCCGCUCUGCUCGGCCUCCUAGCCGUGCUAUUGGUGCUGCUGCUGCUGCUGAGCCGCCGGCGCUCGCGGCGGCCCGGUGAGCCUCCCUUGGACGUGGGGAGCAUCCCCUGGCUGGGCCAUGCCUUGGAGUUUGGGAGAGAUGCUGCCAGCUUCCUUACCCGGAUGAAGGAGAAGCACGGUGACAUAUUUACUGUGCUGGUGGGGGGCAGGUAUGUCACUGUCCUCCUGGACCCACACUCCUAUGACACAGUGGUGUGGGAGCCGCGUACACGGCUGGACUUCCACCCCUAUGCCAUCUUCCUCAUGGAGAGGAUUUUUGAUCUGCAGCUUCCAAACUUCAACCCCAGCGAAGAGAAGUCCAGGAUGAAGCCGACGCUCAUGCACAGAGACCUGCAGGCGCUCACGGAAGCCAUGUACACCAACCUCCGCACCGUCCUGCUGGGUGGCUCCUCGGAAGCGGGCAGUGGUUGGCAAGAGACAGGCCUUCUAGAGUUCUCCUACAACUCUGUACUCAGAGCCGGCUACCUGACCCUGUAUGGAGUGGAGGCCUCGCCACGCACCCAGGAGAGCCAAGCUCAAGACCGCGUCCACUCGGCUGAUGUCUUCCACACCUUCCGCCAGCUGGACCUGCUGCUCCCCAAACUGGCUCGAGGCUCCCUGUCAGUGGGGGAUAAAGACCAUGCAAGCAGUGUCAAAGACCGCCUGUGGAAGCUGCUGUCCCCAGCCAGGAUGGCCACCAGAGCUGACAGGAGCAGCUGGCUGGAGAGUUACCUGAGGCACCUGGAGGAGAUGGGGGUGUCGGAGGACAUGCAGGCCCGGGCCCUCGUGCUGCAGCUCUGGGCCACACAGGGGAAUAUGGGUCCCACGGCUUUCUGGCUCCUUCUCUUCCUGCUCAAGAAUCCGGAAGCCCUCGCUGCCGUCCACGCAGAGCUGAAACGCAUCGUCUGGCAAGCAGAGCAGCCUGUCGCACAGAUGACCACACUCCCACAGAAGAUUCUAGACAGCAUGCCUGUGCUAGACAGCGUGCUAAAUGAGACCCUCCGGCUCACGGCUGCCCCCUUCAUCACCCGAGAGGUCAUGGCGGACCUGGCCUUGCCUAUGGCAGACGGGAGGGAGUUCUCUCUUCGACAUGGUGACCGCCUUCUCCUCUUUCCUUUCCUGAGUCCCCAGAAGGACCCAGAAAUCUACACGGACCCUGAGGUAUUUAAAUACAAUCGAUUCUUGAACCCAGAUGGAACAGAGAAGAAAGAUUUUUACAAAGACGGGAAGCGGCUGAAGAAUUACAACAUGCCAUGGGGCGCAGGCUACAACCAUUGUCUGGGGAAGAGCUACGCCAUCAACAGCAUCAAGCAAUUUGUGGUCCUCCUGCUGACUCACUUUGACCUGGAGCUGGCCAGCAAGGACACAGAGAUCCCCGAGUUUGACCUCGGCAGAUACGGCUUCGGCCUGCUGCAGCCCGAAGAAGACGUGCCCAUCCGGUACCGUAUCAGGCUGUGACCUAUGGAGAAGACACUGCACUCACCCGGGGCCUCCUGACUUUCUGUGCCUGUGUCACUGCCUUCCCAGUGUUCCCCUAGAAUGCUGUGUCCAGAGGAGCGGACACACAGGACGCCGAGAGCAGAAAAAGCCAAUAAAAGCUCUGUAUCUCGC
Molecule: messenger RNA, 1726 nt
Organism: Psammomys obesus (fat sand rat)
Lineage: Eukaryota; Metazoa; Chordata; Mammalia; Rodentia; Muridae
Gene: Ptgis
Product: prostaglandin I2 synthase
Exons: 10
Coding region: 68-1573 (501 amino acids)
Biological process (GO): prostaglandin biosynthetic process
Molecular function (GO): heme binding; iron ion binding; prostaglandin-I synthase activity
Source: RefSeq, a predicted model, not a curated record